Ziziphus jujuba (common jujube) is the source of this 1614-nucleotide messenger RNA. RefSeq names its product F-box protein At2g26160-like. The coding region runs from base 276 to 1406 and encodes 376 amino acids. Lineage: Eukaryota; Viridiplantae; Streptophyta; Magnoliopsida; Rosales; Rhamnaceae. The record is from RefSeq and is a predicted model, not a curated record. The transcript has a single exon.
CCAAAAGAAUAAAAAUAUGUAACAGCUCUUUAUUCUAUUCCUAAAAUAUUAUUAUUGUAAAUUUUGAACCUCUCAAUAUUCCAUAAAAGACAUAUACAUAUACAGUUACAAGUUUGGCUUCUUCGUACUCUGCAGGUCAAGCCGAACACGGCGUGCAAAACUAUGGAGCGAAGGAGAGUGAACUGGUGCGAGCUUCCGCCGGAGCUAUUCUCAAUGAUCAGCCACCGCCUGGACUCACCGGUUGACAUUCUCCGAUUCCGCAGUGUAUGUAAUACAUGGCGUGCCUCAUUCCCUCCAUUUCAAUAUGGGACUCUUCCUCCUUUACCCCUCAAAUUCCCCUGCCCAUUUGCCACCGGAAAAGACGCUUUUCUCUCGGAAACCACCAUCUAUCGUCUGGAGCCUUCAAUUCAAAGUCCUGUUUGGUCAAAAUUGAAGACACCCUUUCUGGAAAAUUUUUCUCCAUUCGCCGUGUCCACGAACCCAGGUGUCCUUUUCCAAAGGAUUUGAGUUUUUUGGACUUUCGGAUGGUAAAAUUAGGCAAAUCUUAUGGAAUCGACUACCUGAGUUACAUUUACCCCGUAAGUGGUGUUACUAAAGUAAUUCGGUACCCUGAUACAUCGUCAGCAUCGUCAGCAUCAGCUAAUUACGCUGAAGAAAAUACUUCAAUUUUCGUAAUUUACGACGGAGGGAAACUGGGUUACGCUAAAUCUGGGGAUCGAGCACUGACCCGAGUCGAUGUUCAUGAUCAGGUUACUGAUUACCACGAUAUAAUUGUUCAUAAAAGAAAACCAUAUGUCGUAGACAAGUGGGGAACAAUUUCACGCAUUAACGACUCGUCGUUGGAGUUGACCCAAGUUUCACCGCCGCCAUCCUCUUCGAUUGGUUUGCAAUUGGGUGGUCGAAAACAUUUGGUAGAGUCUUGUGGAGAGCUUUACUUAGUUGAUAGAUACUUCGAUCCUCAUGACGAGACGAGGGCAAACCACCAAGGUCCUAAUGUUCCUUAUCGUGGUCGUAUUAUUCGUUAUGGAAUAGUUAAUUCGGUAGUGGUCCGCAGAAAUAUAAUUCGUGGGAAAACCAUUGGUUUCAAAGUUUAUAAGGUGGAAAAUGAUUGGGGCAAUUGGGUGGAGGUGACAAACUUGGGUGAUCGGGCAUUUUUCUUGAAUGAUGAUAUUGCUUUCUCUGUUUCAGCUUCUGAAUUUGAUGGAUGCAGAGGUAAUUGCAUCUAUUUUAAGGAUCGGAAUGACAGUAAAUUAUUCUCACUUGGUCGGAAAUUUUCUGUCUUUAAUUUUGAGGAUCGUAGCAUUAGUGCAAAUCGGUGGUCCAAACGUGUUCGAUACUCUAAUCUGCAUCUCAAUCGAAAGCUAUGGGUAUUGGACUGUUCAAAUUCCUCUCAAGGUACUGCCUGAGUAAGUAUGAUGUUUUUCUAAUCUUUUUAAUUAGUUCCCUUAUGACUAAAUGUCAUAAGUGUGAUGAAUAUGUGAGUUGUAUUAACUAAUGGGUUUGUAAAACAAUGUAUUUUGGUGCAGUAGAAUACCAUAUUGCAGAUAAAUAUUUUCAGUUGAGUAUGAAAUUCUGUACCCUAUAUAAAUGGUUAGAAGUGAUAUGGUAAGAUUA